Tetrahymena thermophila SB210 is the source of this 1254-nucleotide messenger RNA. RefSeq names its product transmembrane protein, putative. The transcript has a single exon. The record is from RefSeq and is a predicted model, not a curated record. NCBI's taxonomy places the organism in Eukaryota, Ciliophora, Oligohymenophorea, Hymenostomatida, Tetrahymenidae.
AUGAUAUUGAACUUAUUCAUUUUUGUUUUUUUUAUUCAAUAAAUCUUUUGUGAAUAAAUUUUGUAGGCAACCUUAGUAGAUGGAGAUUUUUAAAUAAAAGCUAAAGUAGGAACACCUCCUAUUGACUAAAUUCUUAUGCUUUAGUUUGGUUAAAAUCAAGAUAACGUUUUAGGAUAUUUUAUAUUUGAUAAAUCCAUAAUAAAAUAUGACAACUAGUAUUAUACCUAAUUUUUGAGCUAGUUAACACUUUAUGACAUGCUAAAGAGUUCUACCGCCAAUAUUGAUUCUUCUGUAAUUGAUUCUCCCGGUUUAUAUGAUAAUUAUGGUGGCUAUGUAUCAGGAAACACUGUUUAAGAUGUCCUUGAGAUUGGAAAUGUAAAAUUCAACUAUAAAUUCAUUUCUGCAAUAGAAGCGCCUGAUUUGCAUGAUCCUUACUUAAACGGUCUUGUCACUUUUGAUAGAUAUUAAGAUAAUAUUUUUGAUAUUAUGUAUUAAUAAAAAGUAAUCAAAACAAGAGAUUACAUAUUAACAAGUUUUUCUUCUUUUGAUUAAAAAUAAACUCCUAUUUUGAAUGUAAACUUUUAAUACGAUUUAGACUAAUAUUCAAACAAUUACAGAUAUCCUUCUAAUCAAAUGAAUAAUGGAAAAACUUUUUAAAUCAAAGCAUAUGGAAUAUAUGUCAAUGAUUAAGAUGUUACUGAUAAUAUAAAAUUUCGUAUAAUAACCUUUGACGAACCUUUUGAAUUGAAUUAAGUUAAGAUACCAAUGGAUCUUUUUAAUCUUAUAUAAUAAGACAUAGAAAUUUUAAAUAUAAUAUAAAAUGGAUAAAUUCCUAAUUGUCCUAACUGCUAAUGCUAGCAAACUAAAAUAUUGCCUACCUUCAAAGUGAUAUCGGAAGAAUAUGUCUUUGAAAUAACUCCGAAUAUGUACACUAGUUAUCUUUUAGGCGAGGAAGGAAAAUAUAAUUAUUGCAGAAUUCGUCUUGUUGGUUAUGAUAACAGUUUCAGUUUUUCAUACCAACUAUCAUUAUACUCAAAGAUUCCAAUUAUGUACUAAAAAGCUUCAAAUAGUUUAAGGUUUAUUGGAAAUAAAACAGUAGGACAUUAAAAAAUAGAAAUUCUCAUACCAGUAAUGUCUUUUUUCAGUGGAGCUAAUCUUAUCAUUCUAAUCAUGUUUGCUUUUCAUAUUUAUAAAAAAUAUAAAUUCGUUACGAGAGAGUAUUAUAGAGAUAAUAGAUAUAUUAAAGUGGAGUGA